Molecule: messenger RNA, 1375 nt
Organism: Cloeon dipterum
Lineage: Eukaryota; Metazoa; Arthropoda; Insecta; Ephemeroptera; Baetidae
Exons: 4
Coding region: 671-1312 (213 amino acids)
Biological process (GO): N-glycan processing
Cellular component (GO): glucosidase II complex
Source: RefSeq, a predicted model, not a curated record
UUUAAAUAUCGACAAUCACAUACAUACUCGAGCCCCUGAACCUUUUGCUCUUUUUUGCACCUAAAUCAGGUGCACUGCGCGCGGUGCAAUAAAAAUAUGGUGCAUUUAGAUAAAAUGAGAGAACCCUACUGUACCCUGUAGCCCCUAUUAUUCGUACCGAAUUCUAUAUUCACAAUGGUCUAAAGAUGGAAUUUUUCAACGUUUUCUGAAUUUUUAUUAAAGCUCCUAAAUUAGGUGUGUCUUUAAUUAUGUAUAGCGGCCUCCCGACUCAUGUAUUCGUAUUAAAUUUAGGUGGGAAGAUAUAUCCACCCUUUUUAAAUGUACAUAACAAAUGAAAAUACAUAACACGUUCUUGUAGAUUUUAUUAUUGUUACUUAAUUUCAUUAAUUAUAUAUUUGUUCACCUGGCUCCUCGUUGAACGGCUGAAAAUAAGAUUUAAUUGUUCUUAUAUUAUCUUCUCUUAAUUAUUUAAUUUGAUAAAAUAGAAUCAUAAAAAUGAUUUAUGGAAAAGCUACAGUUCUCGCCGACUUUACCGUUUGCACGCAUCAAAUCUGUUGUCCCUAUACUAAUAACAUUGAAAGGCGAAAACUGUAAAUUGGCGAGAACUGUAACUUUUCCAAAAUAGCCAUGUUUCUAUUAAGAUUCAUGUUUCUAACUGAUACAUCGUGUAAUGCUUGAUGUUGUUACAGAGUCGACACUACAAAACCAACAGGCUGAGAUGAAACCGCGGCAGAGAAAGCGUUGGAUACGGAUGAAAUAUGUUUUUGUAGGUGUAGUCAUACUUGGAAUGGCUUUCGUGUUUUGGCAAUUUAUCGGAGCUCAUUACAUAGCUCAACAGGAAAUACUGGAUCAUGCUAAACAAGUAUACCAAAAUACUCUGCAGGAAGAGGUUCUGCAAAAUUUUGCAAUUCAAAAGAAAAUUAAUCUGCUUCGUGGAUCUCGAUUGCAAGACAUAGUGCAUUACAAACCGACCAAAGAAAAGAAAUUCAAGUGCAUUCAGUCAGGCCUUCUAAUUGACUAUAUUAAAGUGAAUGAUGAUUACUGUGAUUGCCCUCGAGAUGGGAGUGAUGAACCAGGAACAAGUGCUUGCAGCGAAAAUGGAAGAUUUUAUUGCACCUUCCACCAACGAGCAUCUAAACCUGACGCUUGGAUACCUUCUGGACGAGUAAAUGAUGGAAUAUGUGACUGCUGUGAUGGUUCUGACGAAUGGCAAAACAUAACUGUUCCCACUCGACUGAGAUUUUCUGAAGAUGACCAGAGAAGGUUUAAAGUUUUUCAGGCACCAUGCACUUUUAAGUGUUUUGAUGACUAGAAAUUUGCUGUUAUGCUAUAAUUUGCUUGUUAUAUUAUAAUAAAAUUUCCAUUAUCAUUGUCA